Messenger RNA from Stegodyphus dumicola, 2901 nucleotides. RefSeq names its product liprin protein kazrin (gene Liprin-gamma). Gene Ontology annotation, molecular function: protein binding. The record is from RefSeq and is a predicted model, not a curated record. Lineage: Eukaryota; Metazoa; Arthropoda; Arachnida; Araneae; Eresidae.
GCCGUGUUCACUGCGCCUCUUUGACCUUUUCAAAGCGAGUGAGGAAAAUUAAAAAUAAAAAAAAAGAAGAAUUUGGUCGAAACCUUCUUCUCGCCUUCACUUCUUAUGUAAACGUGGUUCGCGCUUUGCUGUCGUUUAAAUACCGAUAAAAAUUUAGGCGAAUGGCAAAUCGUCUUUCGUUUCGGAAGUGCUGAUCGUCGUCACGUGAUCCGAGCUGACUUGGAUCGUCUGGUAUCCGCAAUGGACGAUGGGAAGAGGAGUACAACCGCAGUGUAAAUCGUCAGAUGUGACCAUCAUUCACUAGCAGAGGCCUGUUUCUAUCGAUGCAUGAAUUACAACAGUUCUCAGAUUUCAUGCAUUGACAAAAUGGAAAAUAUAGCUGUUUGAAGGAAGUAUUUGUUGCAAGCCUCGUGCGCAGACGCUGUACUGAACAAUCCAGUCUUUGGACUCGCUGAAUGAACAAAUAGUUCAGUUUCUCCUCACUUCCCAAUCGGAUGGCAACUUGAACGAGGAUCCCGCCACAGCGGCUAGAUGGAGUUACCAAUGCCAUUACUCCAUGGUUCUGAUGCGGCGCCUGCUGCUCGAGGCCCAAUGCAAGUUUCGGAAAAUGAUGUCCGACAACAAGGCUUUGGCCUCCAGAAUCGAUCAGGACAUCCAGUCUGCUCACCUCCAAGUGUCCGCGCUGCGGGCUGAGCUCGCGGACACAAACCAAAGGAUCAGGGACAUCUGCUCCGCAUCUGAAACUUCGGGUAUGGCGGGGAAUGUGAUUACGACCUGCAUGCCACCUACUUCAACGACCAACACGGCGGUGAGCAGCACGGCUGAUGGACAGUGGACGAAGGAGGUGAAACCAGGUCAACCUGUCACUCGCGCCGAUUCCGUUGCUGCUAUCUCUCGCGUGUCUUCAGCUUCUCCCCCUAUUGCCGAUAAAGGUGGUACAAAAACUGUGUCUGAUAGGGUUCAUCCUGCUGAUCAAACGCACUAUCUAACCGUCACUCAAAGUCCGAAAUCGCUUGCAGGUUCAAAGGCUACUGAGCAAAAGACGAACGUUGAGAAUGGCCCUUCGCCAGACCAAGUUACCAAAAACAAAUAUGGUGAUUUAACUUCUAAGGAACAAAAUGUUAAAGUGACUAAUAGUCCAGCUAAAAGAAAUUUAUCUGCGGUUAGUCCUGAAAAACAACAUUUACUUCAUAAGCAAACAUCCAAAGAAAAUAUAACUCCUACUCAUCAGUUGAGAAAGGAUUCGAAGGAUAAACCGGAUAGUUUGACAGAAAGCUCUGAAGCUAGUGAGGAAACAAAUCUCUCCAAACAUAGAAGUCACCGUCGCGAGAGGAGAUCACUCAAAGGAAGUGAUGUUCAAAAAUCUCUCCUAAACGAUUUGAAAUGUCAGCAGGUAAAUGGAAAGCAACUUGAUGGUUUUAAGACAGAACUUCAAAGAUCAGAAUCAGACGGAAAUCAGAAUUCAGCACCGGAGUGUGAUCUUAGCCUAAGUGGCUCUCCAUUUAAGGAAGACAGCACGAAGGUAUCUCAGGAAAAGUCGUCUACUUUGGGAAGUUCUACUCAAACAGGAGCCAAAGAGCUAACUGUAGAGGAGUCUAAAGCCGAAGACUUUAGCCUUGAUAUUCACAGGAGUAGUCCUCCAGUGAAGGAUGAUUCCAACGCACAUUCUUUUUCGUUUCAUAAAAGCUCAACAAAUGGCUGUUCUCAGAAAGACUUACAUGACGGUCAUAGGUACAAAGCGAAGACAAAAAGUGAUCCAUUAGACAAACGACGUGAUAAAUGUGCUCAAGAAUAUUCUGUGCUUUCAAGUCCUAGCUCUGUGAUGAAACAUAAAGCAGGAGCUUCCAGGGGUAUUUGUAGCUGGGAGGAGAGACGUUUUGAAUGCCAAGAGCUUUCACCUGCGAGCGCCUGGUACAAAACCCAAGAUAAUUCCUCGAGUGUGAGUGGUAAAAGUGUACUCGACGAAUCCUCUUCGAAAGAGGAAACUUCAGAUAGCCAGGAUGGAUUGCCUUCUGAAUUCUGUGAUCGAAUGGGGGUGAGAAAUGAGGAGCAAGGUCGAUAUGUUGUGUUCGAUUCGAAAGAUAUUAGGCGACCAUGUCGCCAAUGGCGUACGGCAUUGAGUGAAAGCUAUAGGGACCAGCAGAUUUCGGAUUCGUGGAAAAGUAGUUUGUGUGAUACGACUGAAAAAAGUGAUCCGAAACUAUCCGACAAGCGACAAACUCCUGAAAAAGAUGACCAAGUCUCCAGCAAUCUCAUUCAAGAAAGUUCCUAUUUCAGGAAAUCAACAAAUUCGGAUUACUCUAGUUACAAUAAUGCAUCCAAAUCCCAAGACGACACCCCGACUUCCGUCGUGCAGUUGAUGGCCGAGAUCGAGGCUCUGAAAAUCAAGAACAGUGCACUACUCAGGGAUCUGGAGGAGGUAAUGGAAUCUAGAGACGAAAAGGCUAAAGAAAACGCUGCCAUGGCCGCUAAAUUAGAACAAAUGGAUAAAGAACUGAAACAUGCCAAGGAAGCUUUGUCCGGUAAGUUGUUUUCAAAGCAUCUGUCAUUCCGAAUUAGUGAAUUAAGGUGGCAAGAUAGGCUUUGAAACGAAACAUGAGACGACAGCGACUUGGAGAAAUGUCAGGAUGAUUUAAAAUAGCUGGAAGUUUCUUCAGCUGCUCAACGUUUAAUUUUCUGUCUAUUUUAUUUUCAUAAAAGUAAGACUAAAAGUUCCCAUUUCAAAGUAGCUUCUAGAAAGAAUUCGCUCCAAACCAGUAACCGUCAUAGACAUUUUAGUAACGCGUAAUGUUGAUGCUGACGUAUUGUGUCUUCUUUUAGAUGUGAUUUAUGGCAGCAGCGUCUGUGUUAAUCAUCAUAUGUUCGCUUCACUAGAGACUAGGAAAAAAAAAAAAAAAAAAA